AUGUCCGACAACCUUGGCGCGCCUUCUGCUCCUUGCUCCUCCUCCUCCGCCUCCUCCUCUCCCCUUCCUCACCCAGCAUGGUGCUCUCAACCCUCCCGCGUCCUCUACCCACCAGCUCACUCUUCUUCCCUUCUCCACUCGCGCCCGACAGCCCAUGCUUCCUCUUCCGCAGUCUCCCGCACUCUCUCGGAUCAGCUCACCGCCUCUCCUCUCGUCUCCUCCUUCCCUGUUCCAGCACAGGAUCCUUCCUCUCCUCCUCUUCCUCACCCUGCUGCUGACUCCGUCUCAAUUGGCCUCUCUCUCUUCGCUCCAGAAGUCCGCACCCAGAACAAAAUCGAGAACUUCCGUGGAGCAGGGAAGACAGAAGGGCCCCGGACUCUCUUCAACCUGGUUGAUGAUGAUGCUCGAACUGGCAAGGGAAGCAUUGACAACGAGCAUGAGAGCGCGGAACCGUCCUCGCUCUUCGCAGCGGGAACCGAUUGCCUGGCGCCCUUCACUCCGGCGCAAGAAGAGGUAGCAGAGUGGAAAUUCCCGAGCAAAGAGAACCAGAGAGGAGGAGUUUGGCUGAUAGGGAGCAGAGUGAAGCUGUACUGGGAGGAUGACGAUGAGUGGUACGAAGGCAGAGUGCUGGACUUCAUCUCCACACCUCAGCACGACAGUCAUGGACAGUUCGGGUGCUUGCACAAGAUCGAAUACGUAGACGGGAUUUUCUCAGAAGUGAUCGAUGAAAAUACAGUCUGGCAGUAUCUUGCAGAUGCGAAGACGAUAAAGAAGCUGAGGAAGUACAACGAGCAGCGACAGUCUUCAUCGGCAGCUGCAGCCUCGACAUCAAAACCAUCCAAGUCAACUGAGCGCUCAAGAUGUUCCCGGACGAACAUAAGCUUUCAUGAGUCUGACUGUGAAGCCUUCGAGUCCGACGAAAUCUUCGCGCCCAACAAGCAGCGCAAGAGGGGGAGGAGUGAGACGUCCAAGAAGAGUCAACCAAGAAGCUGCUCUCCCUCCAAGGGAUCAACGGCCUCCGAGCCUGCGCAGAACUUGAACUCCUUGAGGAAAAAGAAGCUGCAUGUCAAGUUGGGACGUCACAAAGUCCACAAAAAUUUCCUGUACGACAGUAUUGACCCGCUGUACAUGGGAUGCAGACUCGAGCUGAAGGAGGAGGGAGGAUGGAGAAGAUGCAGCGUCAUCAAGAUCUUGAGCGACAAUCAGACAGCUCGGCUGCUCUUGGACGACGGGCUGACGGUGCGGCAGGGGGAGCAAGAGCAAGAGCAGAAGGAAGAUGAGAAGCAGAACGAGGAGGAGGAGGAGGAGGAGGAGGAGGAGGAGGAGGAUCAGAAGCAGGAGGAAGAGGAUCAGAUGCAGGAGGAAGAGGAGGAUCAGGAGGAGGAGGAAGUGCUGGUGGUUUUGGUGGUGGAGGUGGAGAGAAAUUUUUACCCCUACGAAAUGCACAGGGCACCGCCGACGGGUCUCUACAACCUUGCGGGAGACUUGAGGCUGCCGCUGGGACUUGACUCGUGGGAUGAAAUGAGGCCGGGAUGUCACAUCCGUGCGCUGUUCGACGAUGGUUUCCACUACCUCGGCAUCAUAGUAUACGAGAACGCGAGCGAGUGCAAGGACAAGAGGUCGUUUCACAUCAUUUUCGAGGACGGCGAUGAAUUCGACGCCAUGGUGCCGGACCCUGAGAUCAGCCCCGUGCCCCUCUACUGCAGCGAGUGGCUGCUAAGGAUGGGCAGCAAGUGGUGGGGGCAUCGAUACGCUGCUAUGCUGCGGGCUGGGCUGGAGGCGAAGAUAAGGACAAUGGGAGAAAUGGAGGAAAUAGUGGAGAGAGAGUACCCCCGAGAAGGCAGUUGGAUGAACAGGGACGAUCAUCACGUGCUCAAGAAGAUUCGACUUAGAGAAGAUGGCUCUUAUAUCGCCAAGAGAGACUUGCUAAGAUUUGUCAAACAACGGGGAGGAGUAGCAGCGCUGGAUGAGAGGAAGGGAUGGCACGAGGUGGUGAAGCUGCUGCGGGUGAAUCAUCCCAACAUGGAGGAAGCAUGCCGGCUCCUGCGAUCCUGGUCGCUAGAGCCCAAGAACCACUUCCACAAGGAUCAUGAUAGGGGCGGGAAGGAGAGGGAGGGAGGGGAGGGGAGGGGGGGCGGAGAGGAGAAAGAGGUAAGUUUCAUCCCCCGCUACAUCGACUGGGGGAGAGAGCAGGUACCUACCUGCCUUUACGAGGUCCACAAGAAGAUUCUUGUCUCGAUCUUUCCGCCAGAGCUCAUCGCCGAUGGGGAGGUGCUGAAGCAUUCGCAAGCCUGGAAGAAGUGUGCCCUGAUAGGAAACGCCUGCUCCAAGAAAUGCUCCUGCCCCUUCACCACCGCCGAGGAGCUGCAUGACGGCAUAGAGCGACAGCGGGCAGCGAGGAGGAGAGUCGGCGACGAGGACAGGAUGGAGGAGGAAUUUGUGCAGGAGGAGCGUAGCAAGGGCAGGGAUCGCAGAUACCAGUUCCAGCCUGCAGACUGCAACGACUUCCUGGUGAGGUUUAAGGCAGCAGAAGAUGAGGAGGAGGAGUCGGCCGACGAGGACGCGCCCAAUGACUCGGGCUACAGCAUGCAGAACCCCUUCGUCGACCCCUACAUGUACCACCGGUGCUGUGGAAUCACAUUCCUGCGCAAGAAGGACCUGGUCCUCCACUGGGAGAGGCGGCACAGGGACGGGGUGGUCCCUUGCGACCAGGGGUACGAGGAGCUAGGAAAGUCUUCUCGCACCAGGAUCAACAUGUUCGGGCUGGGGCGGCCGAUGGUGCUGAAGCAGGCGGAGCUGACGCUCAGCACAACCCCGGCAGAUGUGCUGGUGUACAGGAGCGAUGGAGGAGACGGCGAGAUGAGCAGGCAGGGGACGGGGGGGAAGAACGGAAAGUUCCUGUCCUCACAGACGCUGGAAGCACGACUGGGCCCCUUCGCCGGGCUGGUGGCCGACCGUCUCCCACACUUCCUCUUCCAAGAAAGCGAGCCAGCUGGUCCUGACCUCGUCAUCCGAUAG
Messenger RNA from Guillardia theta CCMP2712, 3018 nucleotides. RefSeq lists its product as hypothetical. Bases 1 to 3018 code for a protein of 1005 amino acids. The record is from RefSeq and is a predicted model, not a curated record. Lineage: Eukaryota; Cryptophyceae; Pyrenomonadales; Geminigeraceae. The transcript has 11 exons.